This is a messenger RNA of Scheffersomyces coipomensis, 1020 nucleotides long. RefSeq names its product Adh5p (gene ADH5). The transcript has a single exon. Bases 1 to 1020 code for a protein of 339 amino acids. Gene Ontology annotation, molecular function: oxidoreductase activity. NCBI's taxonomy places the organism in Eukaryota, Fungi, Ascomycota, Pichiomycetes, Serinales, Debaryomycetaceae. The record is from RefSeq and is a predicted model, not a curated record.
AUGACACCAGUUCCAAAGACUCAAUAUGGUUUUGUUUAUAAUACUACUAGUGGACUUCAAUUGAAUGAAAGUCUUCCAAUUCCAACUUUAAAACCAGGUCAAUUAUUAUUAAAAGUGGAAGCUGCCGGAUUAUGUCACUCAGAUUUACAUAUUCUUUAUGAAGGAUUAUAUUGUGGGGAUAAUUAUGUUAUGGGUCAUGAAAUUGCUGGUACGGUAAUUAAAACUGAACAAGAUGAAGCUGGGGCUUAUAAAAUCGGUGAUAGAGUUGCUUGCUUUGGUGCCAAUGGUUGUGGAAAUUGUGAAUUUUGUAGAAAAGGUAAUGAUAAUGAUUGUCCAAAUGCAUUUUACAAUUGGUUUGGUUUAGGAAGUGAUGGAGGUUAUCAACAAUAUUUAUUAGUUAAAAAUCCUCGUAAUUUAGUUAAAAUUCCAGAUAAUGUUGACUUUGCCGAAGCAGCUGCCAUUACGGAUGCUGCUUUAACUCCUUAUCAUGCUAUUAAAUUAGCUAAAGUUAAUCCCUUAACUAAUUUAUUAAUUAUUGGUGCCGGUGGUUUAGGUACAAAUGCUAUUCAAAUUGCUCGUACAUUUGGAGCUCAAAUUACAGUGUUAGAUAAAAAGCAAAAGGCUUUAGAUAUAGUUAAGAAAUUAGAUCCUGAAUUAAAAGCUUAUACGGAAUUACCCGAAGAUUUAGCAAAAGGUAGUUUUGAUGUGAUUUUAGAUUUGGUUGGUGCUCAACAAACUUUUGAACUUUCUGAAAAGUAUGUUAAAUCAAAAGGUAUUAUAGUUCCAGUUGGUUUAGGUGCAUCUAAAUUGACUUUUGAUUUAUCUAAUUUAGCAUUGAGAGAAAUCAGUCUAUUAGGUUCAUUCUGGGGAACUUCUCAAGAUUUAGUUGAAUGUCUUGAAUUAGCAAGACAAGGUAAGAUUAAACCACAACUUCAUACUAUAUCAUUAAAGGAAUUACCUAAAGCCAUUGAACAGUUAAGAAAUGGUCAAUAUGAAGGUAGAACUGUCUUAAUUCCAUGA